This is a messenger RNA of Phialemonium atrogriseum, 639 nucleotides long. RefSeq lists its product as uncharacterized. NCBI's taxonomy places the organism in Eukaryota, Fungi, Ascomycota, Sordariomycetes, Cephalothecales, Cephalothecaceae. The transcript has 3 exons. The record is from RefSeq and is a predicted model, not a curated record. Bases 1 to 639 code for a protein of 212 amino acids.
AUGCAUAUCUCGUCCUCUCUUGUUCGGCUCGCCUGCUUUGGCAUCGCCUCGGCAGGUGUGAUCGACCCGAACUACUUCAGCGAUGAGCCCACCGGACAUGACGUUAGCAUCACCGGAGUAGCCUAUGCUGGCUCGGGAUGUCCCGCCGGCUCCGUGGCUGGACAGCUCGCCACGGACCUGACCACCAUCACUCUUCUGUACGACAGCUUCGUCGCACAAGCCGGCCCAGGGAUCCAGGCGUCCGAGUACCGGAAGAACUGCCAGCUGAAUGUCAAGCUCCAGUAUCCGCAGGGCUGGCAGUUCUCUGUCUUCAAGUCCGACUACCGCGGCUACGCGCAGGUUCCCGAGGGCGACACGGGCACGGUCAAGUCCACUUACUACUUCUCUGGAGACUCGAAGCAGACGUCUACAACCACGGUGAUCAAGGGGCCCUACGACGACAACUAUCUCAAGACGGAUCAACUAGACGUCCAAACCACUGUAUGGUCGCCGUGCGGCAAGGAAGGUCUCCUCAACAUCAAUUCCGAAGUCAGACUCUCCCCUCCGGAUGCGACGCAGAAUGCCCUCCUCACAGUCGACUCCACCGAUCUAAAGUUUACCCAAAUUCACUUCCUUCAAUGGCAGAAGUGCGACGCUUGA